AUGACUCAGGAGACGAAUCACCAGCAGAAUAACCAGCUCAACCGUAGUCAACCUUCCCCUCAAUUAGUCUCUCUUCUCCAAGGCAAACUUAGCACUUUAGUAGGCAAAUCAUCUGGUUAUAUUGAGAAUCUUCCCGAAGAUGUAAAACGUCGCAUCUGUGGUUUAAAUUUCUACCAAUCUGAACAUGCAAAAUUGGAAGCAAAAUUUCAGGAAGAGAUCCUUGCGUUAGAAAAGAAAUAUUUAAAACUCUAUCAACCUUAUUAUGAAAAACGUGCAAAGGUUGUUCGUGGUGAAUGCGAACCAGCCGAAGAAGAGAUUACGGCUGGCGCGUCGCUUUUCGAAAAAGAAAAGGAAAAGCAGGCGCAAGAAGGAGAUGAAAAAAAUAAAGAUAUACAAGGUGAUCCAGCAGCUGAAAAAAGUAAAGAAGUACAAGAAGGUGAUGAAGGCCCCUGCAAGGGUAUCCCUGAGUUUUGGCUUACUGCCAUGAAAAAUUUAUUCACGAUUUCAGACAACAUCACUGAACGCGACGAAGAGGCAUUAAAACAUCUAAUUGAUAUUCGCAUUUCAUAUCUUGAAAAUCCUGGUUUUCAACUUGAGUUUGAAUUUGAAGAAAAUAAAUUUUUCUCUAACACUCUUUUGGUAAAAACAUAUUACUAUCAAGAUGAACCUGGAUAUGGUGGUGAUUAUGUAUAUGAUCAUGCUGAGGGCACAAAAAUUGAUUGGAAAGAAGGCAGGGAUCUGACUAUCACAUUUACAAUUAGUAUUCUAUUUAUAGGUACCAACAAGACUCGAGUGGUAAAGACUACAGUACCUGCUGCAUCAUUCUUUCAGUUUUUUAAUCCGCCUCCGCCAGAUUGUGAAGAGGAAGAUGAUGACGAUGAUUUGGAUCAGCGUCUUGAAACUGAUUACCAAAUUGGUGAGGAUAUAAAAGAAAAACUUAUUCCUCGUGCCAUUGAUUGGUAUACUGGCCGGCGGAAGGAAUGGGGAGAGCGACCUGAAUGCAAGCAACAAUAG
Messenger RNA from Dentiscutata erythropus, 1014 nucleotides. The record is from the annotation of a GenBank genome assembly. NCBI's taxonomy places the organism in Eukaryota, Fungi, Glomeromycota, Glomeromycetes, Diversisporales, Gigasporaceae.